Messenger RNA from Brugia pahangi, 285 nucleotides. The record is from the annotation of a GenBank genome assembly. Lineage: Eukaryota; Metazoa; Nematoda; Chromadorea; Rhabditida; Onchocercidae.
AUGAAACAAUGUUCAUUAAAACCGAUGGAAUAUCGAUAUUACAAUGUUGUUGUGACUUUCACAUCUCUAUUCAAUCACGCAAAAUCAACACAAUUAUGUGAUGCCGGUUGCGGAUUCGAUGAUCUGUUCUCUGGUAUUGACUUAUCGAAAAUUAAUCUUGAAAAUACUGUAUCAACACUUUUCUCCGAUAAUUUAUUAACAUCAUUAUUACCAUUUAGCAGUCAAAUUUUAAAUUGGAUUUAUCUACGAUGUAAGAAGAAAGAACACUAUUCACGAGAAAUUUAA